ACUGGGAGAGGGCACAGGGCAGGAGCCGAGCUAAGCUUUGCGCCGGCCGCUCUCCUUCCCCCUCUGCCCCCACGCCCCCCGGGGGGCCCAGGCCGGAGGGAGGCCGAGAGCGGGAGAGACUCUCGGGGAGGGGGGGGGGGUAAGAAGCCAUGCGAGAGUACAAAGUGGUGGUGCUGGGCUCGGGCGGAGUGGGCAAGUCGGCCCUCACCGUGCAGUUCGUGACGGGCUCCUUCAUCGAGAAGUACGACCCCACCAUCGAGGACUUCUACCGCAAGGAGAUCGAGGUGGACUCGUCGCCGUCCGUGCUGGAGAUCCUGGACACUGCGGGCACUGAGCAGUUCGCGUCCAUGCGGGACCUGUACAUCAAGAACGGCCAGGGCUUUAUCCUUGUCUACAGCCUGGUCAACCAGCAGAGUUUCCAGGACAUCAAGCCCAUGCGCGACCAAAUCAUCCGCGUCAAGAGGUACGAGCGGGUGCCCAUGAUCCUGGUGGGCAACAAGGUGGACCUGGAGGGCGAGCGCGAGGUCUCCUUCGGGGAGGGCAAGGCCCUGGCUGAGGAGUGGAGCUGCCCCUUUCUCGAGACGUCGGCCAAAAAUAAAGCCUCGGUGGACGAGUUGUUCGCGGAGAUUGUCCGCCAGAUGAACUAUGCGGCUCAGCCCAACGGGGACGACCAGUGCUGUUCCUCCUGCGUGAUUCUCUGAAAACAAGGGGGAGGGGGGGAGCUUCUUCCUUUGGGCUUGUGCUUUGGUUUGAAUUUUUAUUGGUUUCUUUUUUUUUUUUAAGAAAAAAGCGAAAGCAAAACACAA
Messenger RNA from Dromiciops gliroides (monito del monte), 806 nucleotides. RefSeq names its product RAP2B, member of RAS oncogene family (gene RAP2B). The coding region runs from base 150 to 701 and encodes 183 amino acids. Gene Ontology annotation, biological process: negative regulation of cell migration; Rap protein signal transduction. The record is from RefSeq and is a predicted model, not a curated record. Gene Ontology annotation, cellular component: plasma membrane. Lineage: Eukaryota; Metazoa; Chordata; Mammalia; Microbiotheria; Microbiotheriidae. Gene Ontology annotation, molecular function: GDP binding; GTPase activity; GTP binding. The transcript has a single exon.